This is a messenger RNA of Strongylus vulgaris, 689 nucleotides long. Lineage: Eukaryota; Metazoa; Nematoda; Chromadorea; Rhabditida; Strongylidae. The record is from the annotation of a GenBank genome assembly.
AUGGACUCUUUACUUAGAGACAUAAGUGAAGCAGAUCAAAAGAAGAAUCCAAAUGCAGUGGUAACUGCGUUACGGUUCUACGCCGCAUCUAUGAAGGAAAAGGAGAAGGCCAAAUUCAUGACAACCAAUAGUGUUUACAACGCCAGUGAUGAAGAUUCUGAUGACGUAGAAAUUCAGCUAAAUGGUCAGGUGACUGGUCAUCAUACUCUAGCACCAACGUCAAGCCUGAAUGGCUUGUCGAGCGCGUCUGAUCCCAAAGCAGCUGGAUUGAGUUUUUCUUCUACCGAAGAUUCUGUGUUGGAUCGGACCGUUCCUUCUCCAGCUCCAUCUUUCAACCAUUCUAAUAGUUCAGGCGCUGUUGUGCAAGAAAAACGGAAAGGAAGUGCGGCAGGGGAGAGUGAAUUAAACCCGCCAAAUCCUCCUCCACCUAUCCAUCCUCGUUCGACGGCACGAAAAGAUGCUCCUCCACCACCACCACCACCACCACCACCACCACCUCCACAGCGGUCGAAGGUUUGCGCUGUUGUGCAAGAAAAACGGAAAGGAAGUGCGGUGGGGGAGAGUGAAUUUAACCCGCCAAAUGCUCCUCCACCUAUCCAUCCUCGUUCGACGGCACGAAAAGAUGCUCCUCCUCCACCACCACCACCACCACCUCCACAGCGGUCGAAGGUUUGUUAUUUCUGGUGAUC